This is a messenger RNA of Aplosporella prunicola CBS 121167, 2983 nucleotides long. RefSeq lists its product as uncharacterized. The record is from RefSeq and is a predicted model, not a curated record. Gene Ontology annotation, cellular component: pericentric heterochromatin; nucleus. Lineage: Eukaryota; Fungi; Ascomycota; Dothideomycetes; Botryosphaeriales; Aplosporellaceae. The transcript has a single exon. Gene Ontology annotation, biological process: DNA methylation-dependent constitutive heterochromatin formation; lymphocyte proliferation; pericentric heterochromatin formation. Gene Ontology annotation, molecular function: ATP-dependent chromatin remodeler activity; ATP binding; chromatin binding. The coding region runs from base 1 to 2799 and encodes 932 amino acids.
AUGUCCUCCACAAACGCCUCUUCUACGUCGCCAAAAGAGACACCAGCAUCCUCGCCUAUUACAGAUAGCAUUAUGGAGAAAAACGACAACAAUGGCGUGUCGAGCGACAUGCUGAAAGAGGAGGAACAGAUGCGCCGAGCUCGCGAGAAGGCAGACGCGAAGCGCGAUCAGCGGUUGGAGAAAGAGCGCCAAAAGGAUAUACAGGGCGGACAAGAAGUUGUGGACUCAAAGUUUAAGGCGCUGGAAUACCUGCUGAGCCAGAGCAAGCUUUAUUCGAGCAUUAUGCUAGCGCAGAUGCAGCGACAGGAAGAAGAGGAAGAGGCUAAGGAUGUUAAGGCAAAGAAAAGAGAGGAAAAGGCUGAAAAGGUUGCAGAAGCGAGCCAAAGGAGAGCCACGCGUGCUACGGUCACAACAGGCAAAGCGGCUCCGAAUGAAGAUAACAUGGAGGCGAAGAAAACGGUGCCGGCAAGAGGUAGAGGCAGGCCGAAAAAAGAAGCAGGCCAGUCCAAAAUCUCCGAUUUUGUCAAGAAGGAGGAUCUCAAAGCGAAAGGUGGAAAUGCGAGCGUGUCCGAGGCGCUGCAGGAGGCCGCUGAGGCAGACGUCAAGUCGUCUGAUAUUGGUAUCCAGAAUCUGAACUCAGCGAGACAACCAAAACUCGUAACCGGCGGUACCAUGCGCUCCUACCAGUUAGAAGGCUUGGAGUGGUUGACAUCACUGUACGAAAACGGCCUGAACGGAAUUUUGGCGGAUGAAAUGGGUCUGGGCAAAACCAUCCAGACUAUUUCAUUUCUAGCAUUUCUCCGCGAGAAGGGCGUCUACGGACCGUUCCUGAUCUCCGCACCUCUUAGCACGACGAUGAACUGGGUCUCCGAAGUACGAAAAUGGACACCUGAAAUCCCGGUGGUGCUGUAUCACGGCAGCAAGCAGGAACGCGAGGAGAUCCGCAGGAAACAACUGAAACGUCCUGGUAGCCCGGAAUUUCCAAUUGUCGUUACAAGUUACGAGAUCUGCAUGAACGACCGCAAAUUCCUUGCAGGCUUUGGCUGGAAGUUCAUCAUCAUCGACGAGGGCCAUCGCAUCAAGAACCUUAACUGUAGACUCAUCCGAGAGUUACAGAGCUACCAAUCAGCAAACCGCUUGCUGAUUACAGGAACUCCUCUGCAGAACAACUUGACAGAGUUGUGGUCGUUGCUACACUUCUUGAUGCCCACUAUUUUCGAUAAGCUGGAGAGCUUCGAGAGUUGGUUUGAUUUUUCGGCACUGAAAGAACGCAAUGGAUAUGAGCAGAUCUUGUCAGAGGAGAAGAAGCAAAAGCUAGUAGCAAGUCUGCACGCUAUUCUGAAGCCCUUCCUCCUGCGCAGAGUCAAGGCCGAUGUGGAGAAGCUCAUGCCGCGUAAGCGGGAAUACGUUCUUUUCGCACCGUUGUCGCCGAUGCAGCGCGAGCUGUACCAAGCCAUUCUGGACGGCACAAGCAGGACCUACCUAGAAGAGAAGGCCGUCGAGAGCAUGACCAACAGCGCGGCAGGCACACCCCGUAAUGGCACGCCAGCAAGCCUGAAGCGUAAAGGGGCUGAAAGCAGCGGCACAGCGACGCCUAGCAAGAGUACGAAAACCAGCCGCGACGCUACGCCAGCCUCAGCCACCAGUGGGCGGGGACGUCGCCGUGCGGCCGCCGGCAAGAAGAGAUAUGAAGAAGUCAGCGACACGGCAUAUUUCCGUUCCCUGGAGGAAGAAGAAGCCUCGGAGGAGACUCCUGAAACGACAGAAGGCGAAGUAGACGAGGAAGAAUCUCUCCGCGCAGCCACACUCGCCCUCGCCAAGCGUCAGAUCCAAGCCAAGAAGCUGCAGAACCCGGUGAUGCAACUGCGGCUGUGCUGUGAUAGCCCGUAUAACUUCUUCAGCCCGUUUUACAACGCGCAAACCGGAGAGCAAACGGAGCCAGACGAGACACUUGUGACGACCAGCGGCAAAAUGCUGUUGCUUGACAGCUUACUGUCGCGGCUAUUCGCAGAGGGUCACAAGGUGCUGGUGUUCAGCCAGUUCAAGACGAUGCUGGACUUGUUAGAGCAGUACGCGGAAGAGCUGCGCGGCUGGCGCACGGCGCGAAUCGACGGCAGCGUUGCGCAGUCCGAACGACAAAAGCUCAUCGAAGCGUUCAACAAGCCGGCCAAACCGGCCGAGACUCCGAAGCCCAAAGCCUCCAAGCGGCGAGGCAAGCAGCAGCAACAGCAGUCCGAUGAGGAAGAGAAUGAAAACGACGACGCCUCCGCCGCCCCCGUCAACCUCUUCCUCCUGAGCACGCGCGCCGGCGGCCAAGGCAUCAACCUCGCAGCCGCGGACACAGUCAUCCUGUUCGACAGCGACUGGAACCCGCAGCAAGACCUGCAAGCGCAAGACCGGGCGCACCGGAUCGGGCAAACAAACAACGUGCUGGUGUACCGGUUCGCGACGCGCAACACAGUCGAGACGCAGCUGCUAGAGGCAGCAGAAGGGAAGCGCCGGCUCGAAAAACUGGUGAUUAGGAAGGGGGGCCUGAGCCGCUCGGGCAAGGACAAGGAGGUUAGAGACGAGUUGGAGGAGCUGCAGAGGCUGCUGAGGCGCGAGGAUGGCUUGGCUUGGGAUGUUGCUGAGGGUGGGAAGGGUGUGCUUGCCGAAGAGGACUUGCGCAUUUUGACCGAUCGCAGUGAUGCCGCGUAUGAGCGUGCGGAGAUGGGCGUGGAUGUUGGUGGCGAGGGUGGCAUGUUUAAGGCUGUGGAGUCGAAGGGGGAGGGGGCGUUGUUGGAGGGCUUGAAGGCUUAGAAGACAGGUGAGGCACUACGCUGGAUGUUGGAUACGUACGUUUGAUUGGUGGGUGGGUUUGUUUGAAUAGCGUCUUCCGAACUGUUAGGCGUGUGUUUGGAGUUGGGCGUACAAUUGAUACAUAGACACUCUGUUACCAGUCUGGCUUCGGGGCGUGUUCGCUGUUCACUUUUCACUCUUCGCG